CUUGAUAUAGUCUAUUCACAAUAGCACAUUAAUGUUUGCAGAAGACUUAAAUUAUCCUUUUUUCCUUUUAUAUUUUAUUUAUCAAUGCGUGAACGUCAACUAAAAAUCGAAAGUUCACAUACAUAAUUACGGUAUAGGAUUAAAUAGUAAACAUGGAUCAUAGGAGCCUUCAUGCACCUGUCGACUUCAAUAAGUCUGUUGCUGAGAUGACGCCCGAAGAAAAAUUAAGAUAUGACCACCAGAUGAUGCAUGAGAAACACAAGGGCCACGAAGCAAUGCAUUCAGAAAUGGUACUCGUAUUAUUCAUUACAUUAAUUGUGGCUCAAAUCGCUUUGGUACAAUGGAAAACGAAACACUAUAGAUCCUAUUCUGCAGUGACAUUGCUGGCAAUGUGGGUCAUACCGUUGGGCAUAUCUUUCUUUUACGGUUGGAUACGUUUUAUAAUCAUUUGGUCGAUAUUUUCCACGAUUACAGCAAUAGUAAUAAGAAAAGCUAUUAGUAAACCCAUAGAGGGAACAACUCCAAGACUGGUAUACAAAUGGUUUUACUUCAUAUACAAACUAAGUUAUGGACUUGGAAUCGUCGGUUAUCUGAUAAUGAUGGCCACAUUUCUAGGUUUUAAUUUUAUUUUUAAUCAAGCUCCAAAUGUUUGGAUGGAUGUGGGUUUAAUGUUUGUUUUCUAUGGCCUUUAUAUUGGCGUUCUGGGAAGAGACAUAUCAGAAAUCUGCUCAGAGAAAAUGGCGUCAUUAGUUGGGUACUAUACACCACAAGGUAUUCCCACCAGACACUUGGAAGAGAAUGUGUGUGCCGUGUGUGGUAAUCUGCUCUUAGUUAGUGAAAAAGAAGAAGGCAUUAUUGAGAAUACAUAUAAAUUAUCUUGCAAUCAUGUAUUUCACGAAUUUUGUAUACGGGGUUGGUGUAUUGUGGGCAAAAAGCAAACAUGUCCCUACUGCAAAGAAAAGGUGGACCUAAAGAAAAUGUUUUGCAAUCCCUGGGAACGCCCUCAUGUUCUUUAUGGACGUCUUUUGGAUUGGAUUCGGUUUUUGGUUGCCUGGCAACCGCUUAUAUUUUUCAUUGUCCAAGGCAUCAACUAUGCUCUAGGCUUAGAAUAGUCAACAUUUUCCUCAACUUCUAGUCAAGAUAGUUAUACACAUUCGAACACGUACACAAACAUAAAUAUAGUAAACUAUGUUCUUAAUGCCAUUUUGUUUUGUUAUUUUUUUGUUUAUUUGUUUGUUUGAGUGUCCUCUAAUUAAAUAAGUGAGAUUUUUCAUGCCUACCGUUGCAUAUCGAACGGGAAAAAAUUUGUAACAAAAACGUAAAAUUAAUAGUAAGAAGCUUCACAUUGAAUUUGUACCAAAACAGAGUUUAAUUUUAUUUUGUACAAAAGAAAUAUUUAAAAUAAAAUAUAGCGUAAUAAUGCCUUCGAA
This is a messenger RNA of Stomoxys calcitrans (stable fly), 1430 nucleotides long. RefSeq names its product E3 ubiquitin ligase Rnf121. The record is from RefSeq and is a predicted model, not a curated record. NCBI's taxonomy places the organism in Eukaryota, Metazoa, Arthropoda, Insecta, Diptera, Muscidae. The coding region runs from base 153 to 1112 and encodes 319 amino acids. The transcript is spliced from 7 exons. Gene Ontology annotation, cellular component: Golgi membrane; endoplasmic reticulum membrane. Gene Ontology annotation, molecular function: ubiquitin protein ligase activity; metal ion binding.